Messenger RNA from Antechinus flavipes (yellow-footed antechinus), 254 nucleotides. RefSeq names its product transcription and mRNA export factor ENY2-like. Gene Ontology annotation, cellular component: SAGA complex; DUBm complex; nuclear pore. Bases 6 to 254 code for a protein of 82 amino acids. Lineage: Eukaryota; Metazoa; Chordata; Mammalia; Dasyuromorphia; Dasyuridae. Gene Ontology annotation, molecular function: transcription coactivator activity; chromatin binding. The record is from RefSeq and is a predicted model, not a curated record. The transcript has a single exon. Gene Ontology annotation, biological process: regulation of transcription by RNA polymerase II; poly(A)+ mRNA export from nucleus; positive regulation of DNA-templated transcription.
ACAAAAUGAACAAAGAUGCACAGAUGAGAGCAACUAUUAACCAGAAACUGAUAGAAACUGGUGAACAAGAACAGCUUAAAGAAUUGCUAAGAGCUAAAUUAAUGGAAUGUGGUUGGAAAGAUCAAUUAAAAGCUCAUUGUAAAGAUGUGAUUAAAGAAAAAGGAUUAGAACACAUUACUGUUGAUGACUUGGUAGCAGAGAUAACUCCAAAAAGCAGAGCACUUGUACCCGAAAGUGUGAAGAAGGAAUUUUGA